Drosophila elegans is the source of this 621-nucleotide messenger RNA. Its product is annotated as RNA-binding motif protein, X-linked 2. The transcript has 2 exons. Gene Ontology annotation, molecular function: RNA binding. NCBI's taxonomy places the organism in Eukaryota, Metazoa, Arthropoda, Insecta, Diptera, Drosophilidae. Gene Ontology annotation, biological process: mRNA splicing, via spliceosome. Bases 67 to 534 code for a protein of 155 amino acids. The record is from RefSeq and is a predicted model, not a curated record. Gene Ontology annotation, cellular component: U2 snRNP; precatalytic spliceosome; catalytic step 2 spliceosome.
GGAACCACGAGCGGUCACUCUUCUACCAAACAUAAACAAAAAUCUUAAGUUGAAAUUAUUUGCGAAAUGAAUCCGCUGACAAACAUGAAAAAUGUGCUCAAGCUGAGCGAACAUGAGCUGCAACAUGGAGGGAAAAAGAGCUGGCAUGAUAUGUACCGGGACUCAGCCUGGAUAUUCGUUGCCGGUUUUCCGUACACUCUUUCCGAGGGAGACUUGAUCUGCGUGUUUUCUCAGUACGGCGAGGUGGUCAACAUUAAUCUGAUUCGGGACUCCAAAACGGGGAAAUCUAAGGGCUUCUGUUUCCUGUGCUACGAGGACCAGAGAUCCACAGUUCUGGCAGUCGACAACCUGAAUGGCAUCAAGAUCAUCAACCGAACCCUUCGAGUGGAUCAUGUGGCGGACUACAAGCCGCCCAAGGAAAACGAGAAGAUGGACGAAGAGACCCUUCGUCUUUAUAUGGAAGGUUGUGCCCCGAAACCUCAAAUUCAACACAUAAAGACUGAGAAAACAAAAGACGCCAAGAAGUACAGGUAACAAGGAAGCCUUUGAAGGCUUUCAUAGAUUUAAAUUAAGUUUAUCAAUACCGUAAAAAAGCAUAAUAAACAUAAUUGUAAAACUUUG